CAGCAACAUCUUCCUACUCUCCAGCAGGUCACGUUACCAGCACUCCACAGUUAGCUAAGUCGCCUGCCGACCUCACCAACACCACCCACACCACCAACAAAAACAAAAAUGGCUUCCAAGGAGGACUUUUCCAAGGACGGCGCCGCCGCCCCCAAGGUGCACAAGAUCCGCAUCACCCUCACCUCGCGCAACGUCAAGAACCUCGAGAAGUUCUCGGGCGACCUCAUCAACCGCGCCAAGGACCGCGACCUCCGCGUCAAGGGCCCCGUUCGUCUCCCCACCAAGGUCCUUAAGCACACCACCCGCAAGUCGCCCUGUGGUGAGGGUUCCAAGACCUGGGACCGCUACGAGAUGCGCAUCCACAAGCGCCUCAUCGACCUCACCUCGUCGGCCGAGGUCGUCAAGCAGAUCACCUCGAUCUCGCUCGAGCCCGGAGUUGAGGUUGAGGUCACCAUUGCUGCUUAAGCAGUUGUGAUGCAUCGAUGUCAUCCGUACA
Messenger RNA from Vanrija pseudolonga, 496 nucleotides. RefSeq names its product 40S ribosomal protein S20 (gene rps20). Gene Ontology annotation, molecular function: RNA binding; structural constituent of ribosome. Gene Ontology annotation, biological process: translation. Gene Ontology annotation, cellular component: cytosolic small ribosomal subunit; ribosome. Lineage: Eukaryota; Fungi; Basidiomycota; Tremellomycetes; Trichosporonales; Trichosporonaceae. The record is from RefSeq and is a predicted model, not a curated record. Bases 109 to 465 code for a protein of 118 amino acids. The transcript has 2 exons.